Molecule: messenger RNA, 426 nt
Organism: Teleopsis dalmanni
Lineage: Eukaryota; Metazoa; Arthropoda; Insecta; Diptera; Diopsidae
Product: thioredoxin-like
Exons: 2
Coding region: 1-426 (141 amino acids)
Biological process (GO): cell redox homeostasis
Cellular component (GO): cytoplasm; cytosol
Molecular function (GO): protein-disulfide reductase activity
Source: RefSeq, a predicted model, not a curated record
AUGGCAUUAGGAAAGUACAGACGCAUUCAUUUGCAUCAGAUAAUUAUAGAGUCAGGAAAAGCCAGCAAUGGUGGAUUUUUGGCUGUAUGGUGUGGUCCUUGUAGAAUGGUAGGUCCAGUUGUUGAAGAGCUAGCUACCGAAUAUCAAGGAAAAGCAGUUGUAGGUAAAGUAGAUGUAGAUACAAACCAAGAAAUAGCUGCUAAAUAUGGGAUCCGCAAUAUCCCUACAAUUUUAUUCUUUAAAGAUGGAGAAGUUGUAGAUAAAGUUGUUGGAGUUGUACCAAAAGAGCAAUUAAAAAAACAACGUUUAAAUGCUCGUGUAUCUGAAGAUAUUGAUGUAAAUGCAGUAUUAGAUCAAAUUGAAGAAAAAAUUCUUCAAAUAAAGAAUAAAUAUGCUAUAGACAAAAUUCCAGAUAUUAACUGCUGA